AUGAUUGGAUUCAACGCUUGCUCGCCCAUCAAACCAGAAUCACACAAUUCUUUGCUGGAACUACCGAGCGUAUGGGCCAAAUAUCGCAAGGGAAAGGAGCUUGGCAGAGGAGUCUAUGGAGUGGUGUUCAAGGCAACGCACAUUGAAUCUGGAGAGUUGGUUGCAGUCAAACGGACUCCUAUGGACGAGGAAGGCAUUGGUGCAACAACCCUACGAGAGGCAUGUAUUCUCAAUAGAAACAAUAUUAGGGAUUAUGAAUUGCAUCGUAGAUUUCAACCUCAUAGCUUCAAUCGUCGAAUGAAUGCGGAAAACAUUGUCCAGUUGAGUUGUUUGCUAGAUCUCCGCUUACUAAUAAAGUCUUGGUUUGUGUAG
This is a messenger RNA of Batrachochytrium dendrobatidis JAM81, 372 nucleotides long. RefSeq lists its product as uncharacterized. Bases 1 to 372 code for a protein of 123 amino acids. Gene Ontology annotation, molecular function: ATP binding; protein kinase activity. NCBI's taxonomy places the organism in Eukaryota, Fungi, Chytridiomycota, Chytridiomycetes, Rhizophydiales. Gene Ontology annotation, biological process: protein phosphorylation. The transcript has a single exon. The record is from RefSeq and is a predicted model, not a curated record.